This is a messenger RNA of Sinocyclocheilus grahami, 3471 nucleotides long. RefSeq names its product rab11 family-interacting protein 1-like. Lineage: Eukaryota; Metazoa; Chordata; Actinopteri; Cypriniformes; Cyprinidae. Gene Ontology annotation, cellular component: intracellular membrane-bounded organelle. Gene Ontology annotation, molecular function: small GTPase binding. Gene Ontology annotation, biological process: regulated exocytosis. The coding region runs from base 152 to 2740 and encodes 862 amino acids. The transcript is spliced from 5 exons. The record is from RefSeq and is a predicted model, not a curated record.
GUGACGCUCUCACUUGUUGCUUCACUGGAUUAACUUUUCCAGCGAAACAUCAACAGACCUUUGACACAUUGAAACUUCUCGCUGGGCAGGACAGCUCGCGCGUCCUGUUGACUUUUCAGUCCUAACUGAAACGAGUUGGGUUUUCACAGAAAUGUCUCUGGCAGAGCAAAGCCAGCAGUGGUUUCCCACUAGCGUGCAGGUAACGGUGCUCCAGGCGAGGGGUUUGCGGAGCAAGGGGAAGAAUGGCACCAACGACGCGUACGCCAUCAUGCAGGUGGCCAAGGAAAAGUUUUCCACCUCGGUGGCGGAGAAGAGCGUCGCGCCGGUGUGGAAAGAGGAGGCCGCGUUCGACCUGCCGCUCUUUCACCUCAGUAACGCGGAGCGCUGCACACUUCAGGUGUGUGUGAUGCACCGGGCUCUGAUGGGACCCGAUAAAAUGCUCGGACAGGCGACCAUCAACCUCCUGGAACUCCAAGACAAUAAAUCCCGUAAUAAAACUGAAUGGUUCAAAUUGAUGGGCAAGACGGGGAAGGCUGAUAAAGACAGGGGUGAGGUGCUCCUAGACGUUCAGUUCAUGAAGAACAACAUGACGGCCAGCAUGUACGACCUCUCUGGGCAGGACAAGUCACGCUCACGGCUUGGCAAGAUCAAGGAUAAGCUGAAAGGGAAAAAGAAAAAUGGGAUGUCGGAUUCUGCUUCCGCCAUUGUGCCUUCAGUCGGCCAGGUACUGACUGACAGUGAGGGAGAAGAACCUGACGCCACACCCGGAGCCAAAAAGAAGAAUAAACUCAAGUCCCUCUUCACACCCAAGCCGGGUUUGCACCGUAACAUUUCCCAGUCCAUGUCCACACUCGCCACCCUGCCUGAAAAAGACUCACCCAUCAGUCUGAGCAGAUCGUCUGGCCUAAAUAUAGAGUCUCCUGAAGGCAAAAAGAAGUUCAAAUUUCUGAAGCACAAGCGGACCGGAAGCUCUGACAGCAAGGUUUCCCAGGGUACUGGGUCUCUUGGAAUGGGCAUGGUGCAGAGCAACAUGUGCAUCAACGGCAGUCAUGUCUACACAGAAGAGCCAGAGACCAGAGGAUCCAGGGCCGGUUCCACCUUCAGCCUGAACAGCUCCGGCCACGGAUCCAUGGAGGACCUGCGCAGAGGUCAUGACAGGAAAACCUCCAGCACCUCAAUGGACUCCUCGGACCAAACUCAAGACAAUGCAGUGGAAGAGAUGCACAGAAGACAAGAGGAACAGAGGAAACAUGAAGAGGAAGUCAGGAAAAGACUAGAGGAGGAAAGAAGACAGGCUGAAGAGGAGGAGAGGAAACAGAUUGAGAGAGAACAGGAAGAGGAGAGGAAACGCUUGGAAAGAGAGGAAGAGAAGAGAAAGCUACAGAAACUGGAAGAGGAGAGGAAAAGGAUUGAGAGAGAGGAAGAAAGAAAGAGGAUAGAGAAGGAAGAAGAACGAAAACGGAUUGAAACAGAGGAGGAAAGAAAAAGGAUAGAGAGAGAAGAGGAGAGGAAACUGCUUGAGAGGGAGGAGGAAAGAAAGAGGAUAGAGAUAGAAGAGGAAAGGAUUUGGAUGGAGAGAGAGGAAGAGAAAAGGAAGCUUGAGAAACAGGAAGAAGAAAGAAGAAAUGAGGAAGAGGAAAGAGAAAGAAAAAGGAUUAAACGGGAGGAAAUUAUCAGAAUAAAGAAGGAACAGGAACGAGUUAGACAGGAAGAGGAAAGCAGGAAAGCUGAGGAGGAGAGGAUCAAAGAGGAGAAAAGGAAGAGAAUGGAGGAAGAGGAAAAGGCUAGGAAGGAAGAAGAUAAAUGGAGGAGAAUUGAGGAAGAGGAGAGAACGAGAGUUGAGAAUGAAAAGUUGCAGAAAGAAGAAGAGACAAGAAAGUUGGAGAUGGACAGAAGACGUGCUGAAGAAGAGGAGAGACUACUGAAGGAAAAAGAAAAGAUGGAAGUAGAGGAGAAAAAGAAAAGGAAAGAAAAAGAAGAAGAAGAAGAGAGAAGACUGUCUGAGGAGAUGGAAAGAAAAGAGCAAGAAAGGGUGCGACAGGAAAAAGAGAAGUUGGAGCUUGCGAACAAGAGAAUAGAAGAAAGGAUGAGAGAGGAGCAGGCGAGAAGAAAGGCUGAGGAAGAGGAGAAGAGGAAACUGAAAGAGAAAGCGGACGAGGAGAUAAUCAGGCAAGAGAAAGAAGAAAUGGAAAGACAGAAGAAAGAGAAAGAACAGCAGCCCGAGGUGAAACCCAGGAGUGCUCGAAUGAAUACGAGUAAAAAAGCAUCUGACGAGAUUAACUCGGACCACAUCCUAUUCACCAAUCCCUUUGAAGACGCCCUCUUAUUUGAUGAGAGCUCCACCAAUCCCUUUGAGCAGCCCACCGUUUCUCAACCUGAAGCCCUCAGUCGGUCCACCAAAGUCUCUGCAGUCAAGCCAAGACCCCAUGCAGUGAAACCCCUGAGCACCACUGACAAGCAGCCAGACCUCCGAGAGACCCAUGACGCUUCCAGAUCUGCUAAAAUUACAGAUGACAUGCAAGUUAAGAUAAAGGCCCCAGAGGCUAAAGGGACGGGACCGUACUCCCAGCUAACCCAUGAAGAACUCAUUAACUUGUUGGAAAAGCAGAAGCAGCAGCUUUCUCAGAAGGAUGCUAAGAUUGGGGAACUGGAGCUUUAUAUAGACAGUCUUCUGGUCCGUGUCAUGGAGGAGAGCCCCAACAUCUUAAUGUCCUUGAGCUUGAUGAAGAAGUCAGUUUGAGCACUUUUGUAGCAGAGUUUUGAAUUUAGUGUGCACUGUAAUCACAAAUAUGGGGUGAACGUCAGUGCAUGGUUGUGGGUAAAUCACAGAGGUUUACACUAAAUCCAGUAGCUGUAACUGCAGACACUAGUGAGCCGAAGUACACUUGACAUCUCGGGCUGAAUGGUGACGGAAUGAUUGUUUGUUAUUUGGCUUGCUUCAGAUCCACCUAACCAUGUGACUUCUUGUACAGUGUGACAUGUAACUUCCAUGUUUAUUCUUGUACAUGUUCAAAUAAAUAAUAUGUUAAGUAUUUUCUCCAAAGGUUUUUACUGUCCACUUUUUCCAUUUGAAUUGCUAAUAUUCUUUGAUUAGUAUCAUAUCAGUUAUAAAUAUAAUCUAUCAAAUCGUUCAAUGGAUCAUGCAACCCAUGUUUAAUAAGUAAACAAAAUGGCACUACAUAUAUUCUUGAAAAAUGUUUUAUACAAAUUACAAUGCUGUAUGAUAUUUUGUAGACAGAUCUCUGUAUUGAUACGUUUUCUUUUCAAUUAAGCACUUUAAAAGAAUCAGUUCAUCUGUAAAUAAUGAAUGUGAUCAUUUGUACUUUAUGCCUUUUGUCAUGUAAGCUGACAGCUUUAUUAUUCUCUGCUUUUGAAAUAAAGAAUGUCACAGGCGUGGCUUUAUAAAGGGCUGUGUCACACGAUUGUGUCUGUGUGCAUUUUUAAGAAUACAGGUUAAGCUUUAAAUUAUUA